UCAGCUAACUGAGCUAACUGCUGAUGAGAACGGAGCUCGUAUCAGCUCGUAUGUCUGGAGGUCAUACAUAAUGGGUCAUACAUACUUUAACCUUUAAUAACCGGCUUUUUUUCUUAUAAAAAAAUUUGGAUAAAUAGAAAACAGGUUGAAUCAUUAAAACUUGAAAAACAAAUAUAAAUAAAUAUAGGUAACUUCUAAGUUACAUGGCGCUACAAAGGGUUAACGCGAUUUAAAAAUUGUGCAUUUAAACGCAUUUAAACAUAGAAUCGAAGUACGAAUAUACUGCUUGUGAUCUUUUUAGGUUGACAAGCUCUAUUUUUUUAUCCUUUCAAUUUCAUGCAAAAUCUGAAUAAUUAUCUGAACGGGAAUUUAUUAAAAGCAUAAAGUGGAGAAUCAGAUUUACUGGAUUAACCUCUUCUCUCGGUGGAUAUAUUUUUCACAUGUAUAAUACUUUAAUCAAUCCAAUCGAAAUUUUAAAAGCAAAAAAAUUAAGUAAUAAAUAAGCUGUUGUUUUAAUGUAUUGAAACAAUAUACAUGACGAAAUAUGAUGUCAAAUAAAACUGUGUUUGUCACGGUUGGCACGACAAAAUUUGAUGAUCUGAUAACUACAGUUCUGAGUCAGACAGUCCUAGAGGCUCUAUCUGCACAUAAUUACAAGCAUCUGAUCUUACAAAUUGGCAACAGCAAUUUAGAACCGGAUUGCACUGCACGUUAUGGUUUUGAUAAGAUAGAAACUUUUAGAUUAAGUCCAUCCAUUGGGGAAUAUAUGCAACUGGCAGAUCUUGUGAUAAGCCAUGCAGGUGCAGGCAGUGUGUUGGAGGCUCUAGAAAAACGCAAACACUUAAUUGUAGUGAUUAACGAUCUCCUAAUGGACAAUCAUCAGAUUGAACUAGCUGAGCAGCUGUACAAAGAUGAGCACUUGUAUUAUUGUACUUGUCAAAAUUUGUUGAACACUAUACAAACAAUGGACUUGGCGAAGUUAAAGCCAUUCACCAAUGACAAAAGUGCAGAUAUAGCUAAUUUUAUCAAUAAAAUAAUGGGAUUCAAUUAACG
This is a messenger RNA of Solenopsis invicta (red fire ant), 1053 nucleotides long. It is a transcript of the gene Alg13, whose product is annotated as UDP-N-acetylglucosamine transferase subunit ALG13 homolog. NCBI's taxonomy places the organism in Eukaryota, Metazoa, Arthropoda, Insecta, Hymenoptera, Formicidae. Gene Ontology annotation, biological process: dolichol-linked oligosaccharide biosynthetic process. The record is from RefSeq and is a predicted model, not a curated record. Gene Ontology annotation, molecular function: hexosyltransferase activity. The transcript has 3 exons. Bases 545 to 1051 code for a protein of 168 amino acids.